AUUCACUCUCUCUCUCUGCCUCUUCGCGCGCACUGAGAUCGCACGGCCCCUGAAGGAACGUAGAUUGGACGGAAGACAGACUCAGAGACUCAAGCCGGGACAGACUCGAAAUCGAGACUCGGAGAUCGUGCCAGAGCCGUGAGCCCGGAUUGCUGCCCCACAAUGCUGCCCCUGCUGAGGCCGCCCCUGCUGAGGCUGCCCUGCCGAGGGCUUACCCGUGCUCCUGCCCGGUCGACCCUUCUCCGUGCACUCCACGCAAGCAGGGGUCUCUGCUCAAAUGGGCCGGCGCAGGGACCCGAGAACGAGGAGGGGGCCGAGGACGCAGGAGUGGGGGGUGUUGCAGGGGCGACCCCCGCUCGCCUCACCUGGAGCUACGUGCACGGCGCCUCGCGCUCCCCCCUGCUGGGCACAUCGCUGGGCGCGCGCCUCGAGCUCGCGGCGCGCGCCCAGCCCCAGCGCGCGCUCCUCAUCUGCGCCGAGCGGCGCACUGAGUUCACCUACAGCCACCUGCUCGAGCGGGCGGACCGCAUGGCCGCGGGCCUGCUGGCUCUGGGCGUGACGCGUGGCGACCGCCUGGGGAUUUGGGGCCCCAACUCGGUCGAGUGGGCGCUCACUGCGCUGGCCGCAGCGCGCGCGGGCAUCGUGCUGGUGAACAUCAACCCGGCGUACCAACCCCAGGAGCUGGAGUUCGCCCUCAAGAAGGUUGGCUGCAAGGGGAUCGUCUCUGCGGUGGAGUUUAAGGGUCGCAACUACCUAGACCUCUUGACUCAGCUCUGCCCUGAGCUGCCCUCCAGCUGCCCUGGAGACCUCCACUCUGCCCGGCUCCCGGAUCUCCGGGUCGUCAUCUCGCUGGGGGAGGGGGAGCCGAGUCCCGGGGCUCUGUCCGUGCGCGAGGUGGAAGGCCGCGCCACCCCGGGCCUGGAGGCGGAGCGCCACGCGAUCCACUCGGCCCUGUCGUGCGACGAUCCCAUCAACAUCCAGUACACCUCGGGAACCACGGGGCAGCCAAAGGGAGCGACGCUCACGCACCACAACAUCCUCAACAACGCCCACCUCCUGGGGGAGCGCAUGGGGUACCAUUGGAGGGACGUGCGUGUGGCGCUGCCCGUGCCACUCUACCAUUGCUUCGGCCUCGUCGCCGGCCUCCUGGGCUGCGUGGCCCACUCAGGGACUCUGGUGCUGCCGUCUGCGGCCUACAGCGCCAGGGCCACGCUUACCGCUAUCCAAACUCACCGCUGCACGGUGUUGUACGGCACGCCCACCAUGUUCGUGGACAUGCUGAACGAUCCCGACUUCCACUCCUUCGACCUCUCCUCCCUGCAGACAGGGAUUGUGGCUGGCUCCCCGUGUCCCCCUGAGCUGUUCCGGCGAGUCGUGGACUCCAUGAAGCUGCCCGACUUCGUGAACGCAUAUGGAACGACAGAGAACAGCCCGGUGACUUUCUGCGGGUUCCCUCGCGAUGACAUCAACACCAAGAUGGACGCCGUGGGCAGAGUGCUGCAGCAUUUGGAGGCCAAGGUGGUGGGGCCCGGCUCGAGCAGCCCGCCGCUGCGCGUGGGCGAGCAGGGGGAGCUUUGCGUGCGGGGACACUGCGUGAUGCGCGGGUACUGGGGGGACAGCGGCAAGACGCAGGAGUGCAUCACGCCCGACGGGUGGUACCACACCGGCGAUGUGGCCGUGAUGGACGAGCUGGGUUACUGCCGCAUCGUGGGACGACUCAAGGACCUCAUCAUUCGCGGAGGGGAGAACGUCUACCCUGCCGAGGUGGAGGCGCUGCUGCACACUCACCCCGCGGUCCUGGAAGCACAGGUGGUGGGCGUGCACGAUGAGCGCAUGGGGGAGGAGGCUUGCGCCUGCCUACGCCUCCAGCCCGGAGUGGCGGCACUCUCCGCUCGCGACCUCCACUCCUUCUGCAACACCAAGAUCGCUCACUUCAAGAUCCCAAAAUACGUUGAGAUCGUGGACUCCUACCCCCUCACGGUGACUGGCAAGAUCCAGAAGUUCAAGCUCAGGGAGCAAAUGGAGAAGAAGCUGGGGCUGAAAUGAGCGCACGCACGCACAUACACGUGGGGAUCUACACACGGACACAUAACCACAUACAUACAGACACAACAACAACAACCGCCAUUCGCCACUAAGUGGCGGUGACGUCACCACGAUGCUUGUGCCAGGCCAAGUGCACCUUGAGGCCACGUGAAGUGUCGAACGCCCGCUGGCAGGAGGUCACGGGGCAGACCCAGGUGCCACGGGUCGACUGACCGAGAUGACCGAGAUGACUGGCUGAUGCACCACCUGUGCCCCUUACUGUGCCAACUUGCUGUGCUUUAGCCACCCGGCGCUCCGCUCGCUGUUGUGAGCGUCGCUCCUCCGCCCUCCGUUGUUGUUGGAGGGCGACUGCCUCCAACUGCCCAGUAGCGUCCUUCACGAGCCUCCUCCACUGAGGCCGAUCUUGACACCGCUGGUACCAAUCAUCGGCAAGUCCACUCAGCUCCACGUCCUCCUGUACCACAUCACUCCAUCUCUUCUCCAGCCCGUGCCGCGCCCGUCUAGCCCCCUCGAUCCGGCCGAACAAAAGCUGUUUAGGCAUGCGGUGGCUGGGCAUGCGGGCUACAUGACCCAGCCAACGCAGCCUUGCCUGCCGGAGGAGCUCACUGAUGGGACUUUGCCCAGAUCUUUCAAGGAUUUGUGAGCUCCUCACACAAUCCAGCCUGGUUAAACCCAGGAUGGAUCGUAGGCAGGCCAGCCUAAAUGUUUCCAACCGGCGAAGAUGCUCCACCAGGGGGGUCCACGUCUCGCAAGCGUAGAGAAGGGAGGGAAUGACCGUGGCCGAGAAGACCUGAAGCUUCGUGCGGAGCGACAGACCAGGUAGCUUCCACACAGCGUUACGCAACCGAUGAAAAGAUAUUGCUGCUCGACUGAUUCGGAGUGAGACCUCUGCUGAUAAACUGGAGCCGGUCAUAAGCACACUGCCCAGGUAUGGGAAACUCUCCACUCUCUCCACAACUGCCCCUUCACCAAUUGGGAGUUGUGGGGGUGGAGUGUCCGAUGGUACAAAAUACCCAGGCAGGUGCUUAGUUUUGGUGGGGCUGAUGGUAAGGCCCCACCUCUUAGUGGCACGCUCCAGUCUCAGCAGCAGCGUCUCCAACUCCUCUUCUGAAUGAGCAGCUAUUACCAAAUCAUCGGCAUACAUAACGUGGUUGACCAAUAGGGAGCCAUCCCUUGAUCGCACCCGGGCAUCGAUCAGCCUCCCAUUAUAUCUGUACCAAAUGGAAAUUCCCCCGGUACAGCUAUUGAAGCCUUCACGAACUACGCGGUCAAAAUAGAUGUUAAAUAAUGUGGGAGCCAGAGGACAUCCCUGUCGCACCCCAAGGUGUACAGGGAAAGGCUCCGACUCACGGCCACGUAGUUCUACCCUGGCCCGCUCACCAUCAUGAAGGUCCUUAAUGAUCGUGAGCAGAGGGUCAGGGACUCCGAAAGCACGAAGAACAACCCAGAGCCCAGUCCUACUGAUGGUAUCAUAGGCCUUGACCAGGUCAAUAAAGCAGAGAUGUAGGUCUUUUUGGAAUUACCUACACCUCUGCUGUAGCAGACGGACAGAAAAUAUUGCAUCUGUGCAGGACCGCCCUUUCCUGAAACCGCAUUGGGGCUCCGCAAGCCCCUCCUCAGCGUGCCUAGCAAGGCGAUGUUGAAUAAUCCUUGCCAGGACCUUUCCAGGCACACUGAGGAGUGAGAUGCCCCUGUAGUUGUUACAGUCGGUACGGUCCCCCUUCUUAAAGAGGGGGACCACCAGGGCAUCCUUCCAGUCCUGCGGAACCUGUCCCGUGGUCCAGACUGUUGUUAUGAUGUCAUAUAGGGCAGUCUGUGCACAAACGCCACCCUCCCUCAGCAUUUCGCUUGGGAGAUCAUCUCUGCCCGGUGCCUUCCCUGGUCUCAGACUCCGGAUCGCCCUCAGUACUUCCUCAACAGCUGGCACCUCAGCCAGCCACUCACAGGGGGUGACCUCUUCCAAUAUUUGAGGCACCGCAGCCUCAGCAGGGUUAUCACCACUUUGUGCCAUGAUGUUUUCCUGGCUGAGAGAAUUUCCCUCCCCCAGGACCUCACAGAAAUGCUCAGCAAAUCUGCAAACCUGUUCCUGGGGGUCAGAGAUUGGAUCACCGUUUUUUCCUCUAAUGAUGGUAAUAGGUGUGGCGCUGCAGGUUACUUUUUUGAUGGAGUUAAAUAGUGAUGUGUGAUCACGGGCCACUGAGGCAGACUCCAUCUCCUCAGCAACCCGCGACCACCACCCAUCCUUACAGCGCCUUACGGCUCUCCGAACUUCCGAGCGAAGGCUGCGGUAAACCUCCUCAUUCUCUGACGUGGGAUGCUGUAGGCGAUGAGAGUGGGCCUGUCGCUUUUUCUCAAUUAACCUGAACACCUCCUCUGUCAGCCAGGGUUUCUGGGGAGGUCUGGACCGCGUACCCAAAGCAGCCAUUGCAGCUGCAUGAGUCACAGUCUUAAACCUCGCCCAUUUACCCUCGACAUCAGGUGGAGUGGGGGACGAUGCCAACCCCAGCUGCAAGCGAUGAUGAAAUUCUCGCUUGCAACUUUCAUCAGCUGAGACCAGGCCACUUUUGGUUGGAAUGGGAUCCUGGGUGUACACCCACCACCGGAGUGGAAGAAAGGCAGGCGCAUCUUACAGAUGACUAGUCGAUGGUCAGAGGGCAGAUCAGCUCCACGGUAGGUCCUGGUGUCAAGGACAUGGGCUCGCAUUCGCUGGUCCGUCACUAUGUAGUCCAGCAGAUGUUCUUGCUUGGACCUGGCAUGUAUCCAUGAUGUUGUGUGGAUGCGCCAAUGCCGGAAGAGCGUGUUGGUAAUUACAAGCCCAUGGGCUGCACAAAAAUCUAGCAGCCUCCUACCGUUAUUAUUGAGCCGAUCUGGCCCAUGCCUUCCAAUGACUCCAGACCAGGUGUCAGCAUCAUGACCAACUCGGGCAUUGAAGUCACCCAACAAGAUGACUCUGUCCCGAGUGGCCACUUUAGCCAGCACCUGUGACAGGAGGUCAUAGAAAGCGUCUGACUCAUCGGCUUUGCUUGCAUCCCUCCACGGAUGUUCGUCUUCGGUGGGGGCAUAAGUAACCACGACCACCACUCCUCGCCUCUGGUUGAUGGGAAGGCGAGCCCAAAGUAUCCUGGGGCUUACAGCUUCCCACACCUCACCGCCACGCUCCCACGCCCCCUUCAUUCUUUUGUUCAGAAGAAGAGCCACACCCUGUUGUUUGGCAGUCUCCUGCCCCGAGUAGAGGACUGUCCACCCCUCAUGGUGGCAGGAGCCAGAACCGGUCCACCGGACCUCCUGAAUGCCACAGAGAUCCAGGCGGUACCGGUCCAGCUCCCGACAGAGGAGUGGCAGCCUCUCCUCCGCAGUGAGCGUUCGAACAUUCCACGUGGCCAUCCGCAAUGGUUUUUUGUUGUUUCUGGAGGAGCCCCAAGGGUGAAAAUUCAAUCUCCUGGCUCCGCCAAAUGGGGUUUGGCCAGGAGACGUCAUAAAAGCCUGACCCCCCGGGGCCUCCGGCACAAGCUUAUUAGUUACCGGUUUAUGUUUAGUUUGUAGUUUACUGGUGGUUAAUUGAAGGUGGAGGGGUUACCAGCCCCUCGCACCCGUCCAGAGCCCCCGUUCAGCCACUGUGGUGAACACAGACGCCAUGAGGGGAGAAGCCAAUGGGCAUUGGCCCUCCCCCCACAGCACUGCCCACGACAGUGUUGCCCGUCUGGCACCGCGAGGAGGUAGGAGGUUGUUUUGCCGGACAGACACACACACUCACACACAGACAUACGGAGCCAUACAGAACCACAUCCAGACUCACGAACACUCAUACACACACUCAAAAAACAAAGACAAAGAUCCCCCGUAUAAUCUGAACAUACUGUUGGGGCAAGUGGUGUUAUCGAGCACCUAUGAAGGCCGGCACGGCACACAAGGGGGUGGUUGGCCAGCACUAAGCUCGGCCGCCUUUUUCUCCCGAGUGGCAAUGUUUUUACACAUCACACUCAAUACUCAAUUGAAGCUGCACAUUCAUGCGUCCGCAAAUGGCAAUACAAAGAUCCCCAUAUCACCUUUAACAGACUGCCGGGGCAGGUGCUGUGAGUCAGUCGUUGCAGUGCCUAUGAAGGCCGGCACUGUGGCAAACGAGGGGGUGGGUGGCCAUCAACCACUACGCCCUACCCGGGCUGCCUUUGUCUCCCCAUGCACCCCCUUGUGGUGGAUUUCGGAAUGCACGGGGGGUUCAUGCAAAAGCUCUCAACUUUGUCCAGACCACCGGCUCCACAGAACUGGACGUGUGGCCAUGGCCAUGUUUGACUCGGGGGAGGGGGGGCCUCUGAAUGUUGGACGAGACAUUGCGAUUCCAUUGACGGAGUGAACGGAAAUUAACCUCGUAAAAGUUCGCAGAAGACUUGACGCGGAGUGAUCGGGAACACCCUCACGGUGACUGUCCAGGUUAUAUUAAGUCGACUGAUGAUUAAGAGAAUUGCAUAAUUAUUGACUUUGAUUGUAAUGACGUGUAAUCAUUGUCAUAACAUUCAUAACGAAUAUAUGAAUUGCAUUAGUAUCGUGAAAUAUACGUGUUAUAAAGGUCGUGGAAGCGACUUCUGGAA
This is a messenger RNA of Lethenteron reissneri (Far Eastern brook lamprey), 6632 nucleotides long. Its product is annotated as medium-chain acyl-CoA ligase ACSF2, mitochondrial-like. The record is from RefSeq and is a predicted model, not a curated record. Gene Ontology annotation, molecular function: medium-chain fatty acid-CoA ligase activity. Lineage: Eukaryota; Metazoa; Chordata; Hyperoartia; Petromyzontiformes; Petromyzontidae. Gene Ontology annotation, biological process: fatty acid metabolic process.